AUGCCUGCGGCAGCUGCCAUAGAUAGGGCUGCCUUUGCCAACACAUGGGUUCGUCGGCAACGGGACGGGAGUCACCUUCAAACUCAAAGAGAGAAUCUUGUGUCUCUUACUUGGCGCUACCACUUGCCUGUCUGGCUGUUCGCUGCUCGCCUGCGAGCGAGUAUCAACGCUCUCAUUGCCGACAAGCAAGGCACCAUCACUGUGACGCCAGCUUCGAUGUUCGUCCAGAUAAUGACGUCAAGGUACUCCCAGCUGAAGUUUGCCGCUCCAUCGACUCUGAGGACAUACACCAUACGAACAACUGAGCAGACAAUCGUAAAGAUGCCAAGACUAAACAUGAUGAUUCGGGUGGCGAUUUCGUGGGGUAUCAACUUCCCAGUUGGUGCUCAAAGGAACACAUUGAACUAUUGUGUUAUGAGGAGAGCGAGGUUGACGACAAGGGUCAAACCCAACACCGCGUGUGUUGCUGUCUGGAACCACGGUUUUGAGAAGAUACGGCGGAAGAAAAGAAGUAUCGAAAUCUUCGACAGCGAUACCGUUACAAUAUUAAAGGACUCGACCACAUAUAGAAGCUACCUCGCUCUGUUGAUCCCCAAGCUCUGA
This is a messenger RNA of Podospora bellae-mahoneyi, 603 nucleotides long. RefSeq lists its product as uncharacterized. The transcript is spliced from 5 exons. The coding region runs from base 1 to 603 and encodes 200 amino acids. The record is from RefSeq and is a predicted model, not a curated record. NCBI's taxonomy places the organism in Eukaryota, Fungi, Ascomycota, Sordariomycetes, Sordariales, Podosporaceae.